AUGGCCCCUGGAGCUUUGAGUGUCGACGAUACCCCAAUGGAGGUGUCAUCAGACCAUGAAAGAAGAGAGGAACCCAUCUCUAAAGCCUCAUGUGAGAUGUGUAGGCGGCGAAAGGUCAAAUGCGACCGAAUGAGGCCAGCUUGCAGUUGGUGUGUGCGCAAUGGUCGCGUAUGUGUCUACAAAGAGAAGCGUAAGGCUGUCGAGGAGAGCGAGAGAAACGACCAGUUUGAGGUUCGACUUGGUCGCCUUGAUGCUCUGGUGCAAGGCCUGAGACAACGCGUUGACAGUCAUAUUUCGCAACAUGAUUCUCACAUGACCAAGAGUCCACCAACCCAUCAUGGCAGACAUCAAAGUUGGCAUGCUACUGCAUCUCCCGAGUCCACACGCUCAGAUGUGCUAUCUGAAGGCGCUCGAUCUCCCACCGUCAUCCUUGGUCGACCGGUUAAUAUCACAGGCGGUGUGAAAUUACCGCGAAGCUUCGACACAAACAUAAAGACAGUGUAUGAACAAGAGAUUAUUCUGUCGACAGAUCCAGACCUUCCUCCAAGCGACUUACUAUAUGUUCUGGUAGAUCUCUUUUUCAAACACAUCAAUACAUGGUUUCCUCUACUUGACCGCAAAGCCACCUUUGGAACAUAUUUUGGCUCUACCUCUGUCUCACGAGGCGAUCGGGUGGUGUUGUUUGCUAUAAUCGUAACUACACUGCGAUUCGCUACAGACACACGCCUGACGCCAAAUGCAAAGAAAAAGCUUCAUAAUGACUGCAGGCACAAGAUAGAGCUGUACGCAUUAGAGAAUGUCAAUCUCUUUUCGCUUAAAGCUCUCACCCUCCUCUCAUUAGAUGUUCUGGGGACUUCCAACGAACUGCAGGGACAGAGCCUUUUGUCUCUCCUUGUGCAGAACAUUACUCAUCUUGGCCUCUGCAUGGAGAAAAACGUCUACCUUGCCUGUCCAAUGUUUCCAGGGGAGGCUUUGCCUCGCAGGGUUGCACUUCCAGAGCCUGAUUCCUGGAUUGAAGAUGAAGGGCGACGCAGGCUCUGCUGGAUGGUGUAUGUGUUGGAUAGAUACGCAACCCUGGCAACACCAUACAAGUUUACACUGGCGGAAGAGGAGAUGAAACGGUUUCUGCCUUGUCGAUACGACUUGUGGUCGAGUAACGUUCCAGUGGAAACAAGAUGGCCAAAGGGCCUUGACACGACAAAGUUGAGACUAAUAAUUAACUCGCCAGAAAACCUCGGCAGCUUUUCUUACCACUGCGAAGUCCUCGGGAUUCUGAGCCGUGCUCACAAUUUUCUAGCGAAGCCACUGGAUAUAUACUCAAUUCAGGAUGUGCGGAGCUGGCAGAGCACUUUUGUCGCUCUAGAGGGCGAACUGUCCACCUGGCUUCGUGACUUGCCUGCAGAAUACGGUCAGAUAUCGGUAUUGUGUCAUUCUGACCCUGGGGCUAGAAUUAUCAAUUGGAUCAUGCUGCAUGCCGCAUUCGUGGUAUCGACCAUUCGGCUCAACUCUGCAGCAGCGUAUCCCGUGGUCCAAAACGCCGUGUUUAUACCUUCUUACAGCGCCAUGCAGACUUGUCUCUCGGCAGCGGAAAGCCUCAGAAGCAUCGCCCAAGACGUAAUCGAGACCAGUGGCCUGUCUCUAUUGGGGCCACACUUCGCCUUCUCACUCUGGACGUCGGCCCGGCUUCUUCUGGUACACGCUGCGACUAUGGGAUGCGAAAUCGACUCCAACGUUGAUUUCUUUGUGGGCACCUUGGCCGAGAUGGGCCGAUACUGGGAGGUCGCUGCAAAUUACUCGGCGAUCCUGGGCCGAGUGACCGAGGAGGGGCGACAAGGAGACAAAACCCUUGCAGAGAUGAGGCAACACGCCCAUGAGCUCUCAAUGCUUUCCAGUUCAACGAGACAAAGUGCCUUGGAACCUACUUCGACUCGGAUAUCUUCUGCAAAUGAGCUAGAUUACCUAGAGAUUUUUGACUUCUUCAACUACCCUCGAUCGGUUGACCAUGGCUCUACUGAUCCGUACGAAAUACAACAGCAUCUAUUAGAUUAUGAUUCUGGACCCGCUUCACUUGGUAUGGGUUUUGAGAUGCCGAGUGUAGAAUCGGAUUGGUUGCAGUAUGAGACCCGUUAG
Trichoderma aggressivum f. europaeum is the source of this 2130-nucleotide messenger RNA. RefSeq names its product transcriptional regulator family: Fungal Specific TF. Lineage: Eukaryota; Fungi; Ascomycota; Sordariomycetes; Hypocreales; Hypocreaceae. Gene Ontology annotation, biological process: regulation of DNA-templated transcription; DNA-templated transcription. The transcript has 3 exons. Bases 1 to 2130 code for a protein of 709 amino acids. The record is from RefSeq and is a predicted model, not a curated record. Gene Ontology annotation, molecular function: zinc ion binding; DNA binding; DNA-binding transcription factor activity, RNA polymerase II-specific. Gene Ontology annotation, cellular component: nucleus.